Molecule: messenger RNA, 1578 nt
Organism: Melopsittacus undulatus (budgerigar)
Lineage: Eukaryota; Metazoa; Chordata; Aves; Psittaciformes; Psittaculidae
Gene: ST6GALNAC1
Product: ST6 N-acetylgalactosaminide alpha-2,6-sialyltransferase 1
Biological process (GO): oligosaccharide biosynthetic process
Molecular function (GO): alpha-N-acetylgalactosaminide alpha-2,6-sialyltransferase activity
Source: RefSeq, a predicted model, not a curated record
AUGGUGCAGUUGAACAUUUUCCAACAUGCCCCAGCUACGCUGCAGAUGGACACCCAAGAACAACAGUAUUUAAACUAUCCUGACAAUGGGAAUUCCAGGAGCUUUUGAAAGGUGUCUUUGGGAAGAGACAUCACAAGGCUCAAACAAGAUAUGCUAAAGAAGACACCAAGAUGGGAAGGAAGGGAGGAGCAGAAAAAAAUGAUGGAACCAGUUGCCAGGGUGGGAGAAGCCAAGGAGAAUGUGACUGUGAAACCAGCCUCUGGGUUGGAGGGAAAUAAGACAACAGUGAAAACAGUCCUGAGAAUGCAGGAAAACAAUGAGAAAAGAGCAGUGACAACAGCCCCAGGGGUGGAAGAAGCCAAGGAAAAGAUGACAGUGAAACCAUUUCCCAGUGUGGAGGGAGCCAAGGAGAAGACAACAGUGAAACUAUCCUCUGGGGUGAAGAGAGCUCAGGAAAACAACACAUCCAGACCAAAGCCGAAAGACCUUCCUGCAUCAGUGGAAACUGUAAGACCUGUUCCUCAGGCUGCUGCAGUGAAAGAGAAGCAGCAGCUGAGGGCUGCUGACUUCAAGUCAGAGCCAUGGUGGGAUUUUAAGGACCAGUACCUGCUGGACAACUCAUCUCCACGCUGGACCUGCUCUGAAUCAGUGAAGGCCAAAGCUGCCAAGUCCGACUGGCUGUGAGAUCUUUUCCUGCCCAACAUCGUGCUCUUCACAGACAAGAGACACUUCAGUGACAGUGAAUGGGACCGCCUGGAGCAUUUUGCACCUCCCUAUGGCUUCAUGGAGCUGAAUUACUCAUUGGUGAAGGAGGUGAUGUCCCUCCUGCCCCCAAAUCCCCACCAGCAGCUGCUACUGGCCAACAGCACCAGCAGCAAGCUAACAUGCAUCAGCUGUGCUGUCAUGGGGAAUGGAGGAAUACUGAGUAACUCCGGGAUGGGCCAGGAGAUUGAUUCCCAUUACUAUGUCUUCCGGGUGAGCAGGGCUGUGAUCAAAGGUUACGUAAAAGAUGUCAGAACAAAAACCUCCUUUUAUGGAUACACAGCCUACUCCCUGGUGUCCUCUCUCCAGGUCUUGGGACACAGAGGCUUCAGCAACAUCCCACAGGGAAAACAUGUCAGAUACAUUCACUUCCUGGAGGGAACUAGAGACUACGAGUGGCUGAAUGCUCUUCUGCUGAACAAGAACAUCAGGAAAGGAUUCUUGAAUGACUACGGGCAAAGGCCCCGGGAGAGAUUUGAUGAAGGUUUCACGAUGGAAAGAUACCUGGUGGUUCACCCUGAUUUCCUCAGAUACAUGAAGAACAGGUUUCUGAAAUCUAAAACUCUGCAAAAGCCCUACUGGAGGCAUUACAGACCCACAACAGGGGCCUUCCUGCUGCUGACUGCCCUCCACCUCUGUGAUCAGGUGAGUGCCUAUGGGAACAUCAUGGAGGGGCACUAAAAGUACUCGGAUCAUUACUAUGACAAGGACUGGAAACGUCUGGUUUUCUACACCAACCAUGACUUCAACCUGGAGAAGCAGGUGUAGAAAAAGCUUCACAAUGAGAAUAUCAUGAAGCUUUACCAGAGAUCCUGA